GAAUACAAAGGUCAUUAGAUUUUAACAAACAGCAGUGUCGAAUACAAAGGUCAUUAGAUUUUCUUCCCCAUUCAUUAGAAGUUUUGAAUAUCUUCCAAAACCAAAAAUAAAAUUAUAAAGAAAUUAAAAAGAGUGGAAAAGAAGAAGAUAGAUAUUUGUCUAAUUUCCAUAUAUCUUGGAGGUACCAAGUUUGAAUUCAUAUCAAGUAAAAUUUUCCUCCGCCAGUGUUGAAUUGUCAUUUUCAAUCUGAUUGUCGUUGAACCGCCUUCCUGCCUUUUUUAUGAAAUUCCAAGUACAUCAAUAUUUGAAAUUACAUUCCCCAUUCGAAUAUGCAAGCUUUUCUUGCUCUUUUCAGCAUUUAAAGUGACCAAACUUUGACAAAUGGUCCUCAGCUUGGGAGUGAAUGAAUAAUGGUCCAUGUAGCAAGUUGUCAAGAAAAGACUAGUGUAUAUGGUCAAAUAGGAACGUUUUAUGUUAUCCCAUUUUGUCACAUGGAGUUUUCCUACUGAAAAAAACUUCAAUUCAUUGAUAAUGUUUUUUCAAGUAUUGCAACACGGAUGGGAAUUUCGAUUUAAUAAGAACAUUUAACAAAAAUAAAAAUAAAAGUUUAAAUUUGUACUAAUAAUUAAUUGGUAGAAGAACCGUGGGACAACUCUAUUUUUUAGUACAUCGUAUAUUCUAAAAAUUUAUAAUCAAUUACAUAAUCAUUACUUUUCUUUUCCAUUAUAACAACAUCUGGAGAAGAUAUUUUGGACACACUUCGAUAAAAGGGUCAAGAGCAGAUCAAAGCGCAGAGAGAGAGAGAGAGAGAGAGAGAGAGAGAGAGAGAGAGAGAGAGACAGUGCAAAAGUUGGUGUGUGCAGCAGGAGCUUCAGGUUGCAUAAGCUUCAUGGGUGGUGAAGCUCUUAUAACAACGUGGAUACACUGUCAAAUCUCCUGUUCAAGAACUAAAUGAUCCACACAACACAGAACACUUGCUUUUGCUGUUUGGAGCUUAGGAAAUACUACAUUUGUUUAAAGCUGAUUUAUUGGACGAAUGAGCUUUUGGUGCUUUAAUUGAUGGCUAUGAAGGCAUCUUCCACAUGGCAUCCUCUGUAGUCCAUUCAGUCAAUGAUACAGGUUAAUAAUAUUAGCUCUACUAUCAAUUCCAUUUCUGCAAAUAAUGUAGCAGACUUCCUACUGUAGACCAUUGGCUGCUGGAACCUAAUUUUCCAUUUCUGCUAUGUUCUUGUUCUUUUGGGUGCAAGAGCUCAAACAUUCCCCAAUUUCGUUUAUAUAUUUGUUGAAGUUUGAGAUGUUACAUAUGCAUAUAUUCAAGCAUACGAAGCUCCUUCUGCCAUGGAAGAUAUUGUUUAGUUGGAAGUGCUGCACGCUUUAUUGAGGUUGUGAAGAUUUUGAAAGAAUUUUACCUUUCCUUGAACCUUCCUGAAAAAGAAGUUUUCAUUUGCGAGUAUUAAAAGCAUGCUUAUGCGGCAUUUUGCAAAAGCAUUUUUAAAAAGUAGCUCUAUCUUAUCCUUUUUCCUUUCCUUUCUCCACUGAGAGUAUCCCACAAUAUCUUUCAAUAAAUAUCUUUAGUGGUAUCAGAGCCUAGUUAGUUCAUAAACUGGGCGUAGUUAUUUUCACUCACCAUGGCCAAGAACACCUUCCGUACAAUUCUAGAUCCAGUCUUUAGCGGUGAAAACUACGAUUUUUUGUCUAUAAAAAUGACCAGUUAUUUUAGAUCCCAAAAAUUAUUACGGGGUAUUGUCAGUAAGGACUACACUAUUCCUGCUGAUAUUACCAUUCUUAAUGAGAAUCAACAAAAAGAUUCCCAAGCUUUGUUUGUUUUGCAACAAGCGGUGGCGGAUGAAAUCUUCCAAGGAUUAUGGGAGCUACAAUAGCAAAGGAGGCAUGGGAUAAGCUAUAGGAGAAGUUUCAAGGCAAGGUUAAGGUGUCAAGAUGACAAGCCCUUCAUACCAAUCUACAGAAGUAUCCAGGGAGAAAGCAAAAAGUUUGGGUAUGAGUUUCGUUCCUAGGGAAGUGAGUCUUAAGGACACCGUUGAAAGCCUAAAGGCGAAUGGUUUUGUUAGUGUUAUAUAUUAUUGUAUUUGAACAAGAUAUGAUGGAAAGCAACAACAAACAGAACAUAUCUUGUUUUGUUACCCCAAUUUUCCAUAAUUUGUUAACACUUAGGUAAUUUGAACCUGUUCCCUGUCAUCCUUGUUGCUCUCAAAUUAUUUCAUUUGCGUCCAAUAUUGUUUAUCAUUUUGCUGCUUUUGAAUUUGUCAGUAACAGUGGGAGACCCUCAUCAUCUACAAGUUUUCAUCCCUAUGGAACAUGAACUUGAGAUUCUAUAGCAUACUUUGUAAGGGAGAUGUUCAAUGAAGCUGGAUAUAAAAUUACUCUUGCUCUUUUUGACAUUUACACUGACCAAACUUUGGCAAAUGGUCCUGACCUUGGAAGUGACAGAUAGUCCACGUAACAAAUUUAGAAAGGACUAUGUGUAACAGAAAAGAUAGGAACGUUUUUUGCCAUUUUGUCACGUGGAGAUUGCCUACUGAUAAGACUUCAAUUCAUUGAUAUGUUUUUAAAGAUUUUUUAUUCAAUGAUACCCCAAUACUGAUUGGUAUUUUUCUCUAAAAAGAAAUAACAAAAAGGAAAUGAAAAAGGAAAAUUCGUACCAAAAAUUUAGUAGGUGAUCUGUAGUACAACUUUUCUUAGUACAUUGGGUUGGUAGGUCAUUUUUCCCAUUUCUGGCUUUCAUUGCUUUCCUAUAAUUACAACACCUAGCACAGAGAGAGAAAGAGAGAGAGAGAGAGAGAGAGAGAGAGAGAGAGAGAGAGAGAGAGAUAAUCAUGAGUGAAGGAGAGCAAAAGGUGGUGUGUGUAACAGGAGCUUCUGGUUACAUAGCUUCGUGGGUGGUGAAGCUCUUAUUGGAGCGUGGAUACACUGUCAAAGCUUCUGUUCGAGACCCAAAUGAUCCAACGAAGACAGAACACUUGCUUUCACUCGAUGGAGCUAAGGAAAGACUACAUUUGUUUAAAGCUGAUUUAUUGGUUGAGGGGGCUUUUGAUGCUUUAGUUGAUGGCUGUAAAGGCGUUUUCCAUAUAGCAUCCCCUGUACUCCUUUCAGUCAAUGAUCCACAGGCAGAACUAAUUGACCCUGCAGUGAAGGGAACACUAAACGUUCUCAAAUCAUGUGUAAAAGUCCCUUCUAUAAAGAGAGUGGUUUUGACAUCUUCCUUGGCUUCAGUUGCCGUCAAUGGAAGACCUCUGAGCCCUGAUGUGGUAGUUGAUGAGACAUGGUUUUCAGACGUUGUAUAUUGUGAGCAGCAGAAGCUUUGGUAUAUGGUUUCAAAAACUUUAGCUGAAGAAGCUGCUUGGAAAUUUGCAAAGGAAAAUAGGAUUGACUUAGUCACACUGCAUCCAGGGCCUGUGAUUGGUCCUCUCUUGCAGCCAACUAUUAAUUUCUCUGUAGAGGCUUUGCUAAAGGAUAUAACCGGUACGGGAGCUCAAACAUUCCCCAAUGCAGUUUACGGAUUUGUUGAUGUUAGAGAUGUUGCUUAUUCCCAUGUUCAAGCAUUUGAAGUUCCUUCUGCCAGUGGAAGAUAUUGUUUAGUUGAACGUGUUGCACACCUUAUUGAGGCUUUCAAGAUUUUAAAAGAACUCUACCCUUCCUUGAAAGUUCCUGAAAAGUGUGAAGAUGACAACCCCCUGUUGCCAAUCUAUCAAGUAUCCAAGGUGAAAGCAAAAAGUUUGGGUGUGAAUUUCAUUCCUUUUGAAAUGAGUCUUAAGGACACUGUUGAAAGCCUAAAGGAGAAGGGUUUUUUUUAAUGUGUUUAGAUUGAUGUCUUUGAUCAAGAUAUGUUCGAAAACAAUAACACACAGACCAUAUCUUGUUUUGAUACCCCAGUUUUCUGUAAUUUGUUAACGGUUAGGUAAUUUCAACAGGUUCCUUAGCA
Molecule: messenger RNA, 3940 nt
Organism: Ziziphus jujuba (common jujube)
Lineage: Eukaryota; Viridiplantae; Streptophyta; Magnoliopsida; Rosales; Rhamnaceae
Product: phenylacetaldehyde reductase
Exons: 8
Coding region: 2835-3812 (325 amino acids)
Molecular function (GO): oxidoreductase activity, acting on the CH-OH group of donors, NAD or NADP as acceptor
Source: RefSeq, a predicted model, not a curated record